AUGGCGGAGCAGCUGCCCAAGCGCCGUCGCAUCACCGGCAAGCAGCCGCCGGAGCCUCAGGAGUUGGAGCCUGCCGCCGCAGCGGCCCGCGCGCCGGCGCCAGCGCGCGUGUUGCGAAGGCCCGCUGGGACGCAAGCGGAGGUGUGCUGCGGGCGUGGGGGCGCGCCGUGCCAGUUCGCCGCGCGCGGCACAGGACAGCCCGCCCGCGGGAAUCAGGAUGGACGAUGCAGCCUUUGCAGCACUGCGAACCUGCGCCGGGCCCUGGAGACUCCUGGGGGGCGUCGCAACGUGGUGCGCCUGCUGCGAGCCUGGGGGCGCGACUCCCCAGCGGUCUUCGAGGCAGCCUUUGCAGAGAGCUCCAUCGUGGACUUGCCGGAGGCAGAGCAAGAGCAGCUUCGUAAGGAUACCACAGAGCACACCGCCCAAGAUCUCUUGGCCAAGAGGGCGUCCGUGGCGGCCCCGCCGUCCGCUGAAGAGCUGCAAGGGUACCAGGAAAGAGUGCAACAAGACCGGGCGCUCGUGCUGAAGAAGUUCUUUCCAGAGAGGCAGCGCACCGUUCGCCAUGCAGGUCAUCAAUGGAAGCAUCCAAUGACUGCAGACGUGAGGGCCAACAUCCAAGACAUUGCUCCUAACGACGCCGGCUUACCCGUCGCGGCAGCCUCUGUCCUCGCCAGGAACGUGGAGACCUGGUGCAAGCGAGGCUCCUGGCAGUUUUGCAAGGAAUGUUACUCGGUGGAGACGGUGCGCUUGAAGGAGCCGGCCGCCCUGCGGGCAUCGACCGGCCCGGUGGGGCGGUGCAAGAAUUGUGUCAAGCCAGCCGAGAAAAGGAUUUGGGUGCCCCAGCCUGAAGAAGUGCCCAAAGCUUUGCGGGGCUUGUCCCGCGCUCAGGUCCAAGCGCUGCGGCCUCUCGACGUGGACUGUGGACCUGAAUGGAAAGCAGACUUUGGCUAUUACUUCCACAGCAGCAUGAUCCGGUUUGCCUGGGCGGAAGAGGAUGUCGAGGACAAGGUCAAAGCGCUCCCAACCCACAGUCUCCGAAAGCAAGCGAAGAAGGCGGGAACUCGUCGCCGGCGACGCGCCUUCAAGUUUCUCCUGAAGAGCGACGAUUGCAACUACGCGGAGUGGGUGCAGCGCCACCGUGCCUUCUGGCAGAAGUACCCGGACGCCGACUCCGCACGCCGGAAGCGGCCGCUGCAGUUCUUGGAGGAAGCCGGCAUCGAGACGGCGCUCUGGCCACACCUCUACUGGCACCACGAGCUGUGUGAGACGGUCGCCCGCCUCUCGGAUGUCCGCCGGCAACGGCGCGGCCAAGGCGUACCGGCCAACGAUGCGCUCCUCGACGCCGAGGAGGCGACCAGGCAGAGCGCCAAGCGCAACUUCCUCGCCAAGGUCUGGGGGCCCAUUGCGGACUAUGCCGGCGAGUACGAGCUCCUGCACUUUGUCUACGACCUGUCGGUGUGGUCCGACGUGGGCGGCAAGAAGGGCGCGCUUCGCGGAAUGCCGAUGUGGCAAGCCAUGAAGGGAGCGCCGUGGACGCCCCAGUUCUGGAAGCUACGACAUGCCGCAGCCCUGGAUAUGCAGGCUCAAUGUGGGUAUCCGGUGGCGUUCCUGACUUGGGCGCCAUUUGAAUGGUCGGCGCCCUACCAUGCAUGGAUCCUGCAGCAAAUGGCGCAGCUAGGCCGGCAGAGGCUCCAACUGGCCGGGCCCGAGGCGCUGCACCUGGCCCACCUCUUGACGGAGCUGUUCCGCGAGUGGGUUUGCGGCGGCGGGCGCAAAGCCGGGGAUGCCACGGCGGCCUGGCGCAACGGCAUCUUUGCAGGCGCCAAGCCCGACGGUAGCAAGAUCAAGGUGAACUUUGUUGGGCGCCUGGAGUUCCAGGACGGCAAAAGAAAAGAGGCCACGCAAGAUUACCACGGGCGUGGUGCCGUCCACCUCCAUGGCCUGAUCUUCGCGGAGACGCUGCAGGGCAUGAACUUGGAGCAGAAAUUUCAAGCCACAGUACCCGACCAAGGGCAUCCCUUGCGAGGCAUGGUGUUGGAUGGGCAGCCUGGUCGAGGUGGGAGCGGCUGGCCGGUCAUGGAGGGCCCAAGCUUCUAUGACGAGCACGCAGAGAAAGUCCAGCUCCAUCACACCAAGGAGGACAAGAAGUUGGGGAUCCGGGCCUAUUGCCCCGAAGUCUUGGAUGUGCUGAAGUGCCAUCAAGAUGCGCAGCUGGAGCGUGGCUCUGGCCACAUGAUCCGCUACUCCACCAGUUACUUGGCCAAGUUUAGUGAUGGGCCAGGCAGGGAGCUGAUGGAUGACCAGAGCAGCGGCUACGGCGCUGCGAGGCGGGUGCUCUUCACAUCGCAUCCGGGCGAGCCGGAGAUGUGGAUGCAGCUUGCGUCGCAGAACUUCCCCAUGUUCUUCAUGGGCGGCACCAUGGAGCCGAUCAUCGCCCCGCACCCUGGCAUGUCCAAGAAGCCCGCGUAUGUGGAGCGCUAUGAGCAGUCUUCCUGGCGUGGAGACGGCAUGUGCCUGCUGGACUUCCUGCGCAAGACGAACAACAAGGGAGACGUGUUGGAGCACAUCAAGAAAGCGCACUUGAAGGACCCUCGGGGUCGAGACUUGGACACCUUCGCCCGGCACUUCCAGCCGUUUGGCGAGAAGAUCAUCGCGGCCGAAAUGGUUUCCAUGCUGAACGACAAGUACUUCGGACAGUGGUUGGCCCUCCACGUUCCCUUCCGCGAGCUGGACGACUUGCUGGUCGCCAACGUGUUGGAGCUGGCGCCCGACCACGUCAAGUUUUUAGCCUGUGCUUUGCACUGGGCGCCCGAAAAGUGGCGCAACGAAGCGUGGAUUCGGCAGCACAUGGCGCUCAGCGCCCACAAGGAGGCCCACGUUCAGACCAUCGUUCAAAUGAUCCGGGCCAACGACUUCUUCAUCCAGCAGCACUUGGACGGCACCAUGGAGCGGGAAGCCCGCGUGCAAGCCCCGUUGCGCAUCCGGCAAGCCUACCUUGAUGAAGACGACGAGUUCCCUCUGGCCGGGGAUCAGCUGCGGGUGGCCGACAACGUCAACAAGCGGGUGGACCAAGCGUUGGCCGUGCGCUACGCCGCCUCCGAGGAAGAAGCGGAUCGGCUCUUGCACUUGGCCGACGAGCAUGGCUCUAUGGUGGCCGUGCUGGGCCCGCCUGGCACGGGCAAGACGGCUGUUUUGGACCAGUGCGUUCGAAGAGCUCAGCGGCUCGGCGCCAGAGUCUUGCUUGCCAUGCCCACUGGGGUGCAACGGGCCCGCAUGAAGCAGCGGCACUCGGAGGCAGACUUGGACACUUGCCACGGCACCUUCAUGUUUCACAAACCUCUGGUGGAAGCGAUGGGC
This is a messenger RNA of Durusdinium trenchii, 3357 nucleotides long. The record is from the annotation of a GenBank genome assembly. NCBI's taxonomy places the organism in Eukaryota, Dinophyceae, Suessiales, Symbiodiniaceae.